ACUCACACUCUCACCUUUACUCCUUUCUGACGCGUCAAGCAUACAGAAGAGCCGGUCAUUACUCGGUCUUCCGUCCUUCACCGUUGUACCUUCAAACCACUUCACUUUGACACACUUGACACAAAGUGAUGUCCUGUGUCGGAAUUGCAGUCAUGUCUUCACCUUAUCACCAGUUGUCAAUCCACACAAUGUCUUACCACUCCCAUCGACAUGGUUCUCGAUCCUCUCAAGGACACAGUUCCUCGUCUGCUCGUUCAUCUCCCACCAGCGGAGCAAAACCUCCGACACUACUCACUGCGCCCUCGCCACUCUCCGCUCCUCUUUCAUUGGCUUCAUCGUCAUCUGCCGGCGGGCCAUCGUCAUCACGUUUACAUCCCCCUUCCCGAGGCACAGUCCUUCAGGCUCACUCACACCAUGUCCAACCAGCCCAAGCUAAUGAAAUCUCCCCUCAUCUAUUCAUUUCCGACCUCGCCUUCGCCGAAAACCCAACAUUACUAUCAACACAUCGUAUAACACACAUCCUUUCCGUUCUCCCCGAACGAAUAAACAUCCCCUCCGAUCGCCACCUCACACGAAUGCAAAUCUGCGUCGAAGACUUCCCGUUUGCCGAGUUAGCUGCACAUCUACCCACUACCACGAAGUUCAUUCGAGAUGGAUUACGCAGCUAUGGUGGAGAAGGAAGGGUUCUCAUUCACUGCGCAGAGGGAAUAAGUAGAAGCGUGAGUGUGGUAGCAGCGUUUCUGAUGGCGCAGUAUGGGUGGACUCCUGGCGAGGCUAUUGCGUUCAUUAAGGAGAAAAGAAAGGUGGCGAAUCCGAAUUUUGGGUUCAUAAAGCAGUUGUAUGAAUAUGGGAGGGAGUCGUUAGGGAUGAGGGGAUUGACUGAUGGGAUGUAGAAUCCCCGCGGAGAGGAAAAAGAUCAAACUUCCCAAAAAGAUGAGACGAAGGAAACGACUAUUCCCCCCGUGGUCGGAUAGUUCAUGAUCAUCAUCGCUCCCUUUUUUGGUUCAUUUCAUUCAAGAUACCCUUCCGCACGCAUCGACAACUUCUUUCCUGUACAACUUACUCGUAUAUACAUCACAACGUGCUUCUGAUGUUUCUUUUCUGUAUACUUUGGGGGCUAUCAUUAUUGUCUUCGAUGUUCUUUUUUUCACGUGUACAUAUAUUUUUCAAAGUCGUUGGGUCCUCUUACUGUAUCGUGUAUAGAUACUUAUCCUUAAAGUACGGUGGUUAUGGUUAUAUAUAUUAUCGAUUGUCGUCGUUAAUGAAUAUUGAAUACUGAAUACUAAUACGUCUUCCCUGG
This is a messenger RNA of Marasmius oreades (fairy-ring Marasmius), 1300 nucleotides long. RefSeq lists its product as uncharacterized. The record is from RefSeq and is a predicted model, not a curated record. The coding region runs from base 129 to 893 and encodes 254 amino acids. Gene Ontology annotation, biological process: protein dephosphorylation. The transcript is spliced from 2 exons. NCBI's taxonomy places the organism in Eukaryota, Fungi, Basidiomycota, Agaricomycetes, Agaricales, Marasmiaceae. Gene Ontology annotation, cellular component: cytoplasm. Gene Ontology annotation, molecular function: protein tyrosine/serine/threonine phosphatase activity.